AUAACGUGCAAGGUGGGGCCAAAAAUAUCUUCACGGGCCGGCGUCACACUACUGUGUUCGGUUUCGCCGGUUGAGCUGAGCUGUUGACCGAGCCUUCAUGUCAUGUCCUCACGUUGUUGACCACUUCCUCUUGUCAUUUCUUCGGUUAAACCUCUCAUAAUCUCCUCCAUAAAACCCCUCCGGUUUCUUCGUUUCUCUCUUGAGUCUCGACCAUCUCCUUUCCAUUGCUUUCUUCGCUUUCCGGUUUGUCGUCCUCCCAUGGCAUCUUUGUCUUUUUAAAGUAAUCUCUCUUUUUAAAUUCAAUCAAUGGGCUUAUCCAACGGAGAACACGCCGUCGACAGUGAGAAAGGGAACACGCCGGAGAAUGAAGUUGUGGCCGGGAAUAAAAUCAACGGGAAGCUUGAGCAAAUUUCGAAUGGAUACGUUCACUAUUUGCAUUCCGAUUCUCAAAUUUCAAACGGCGAGAAUCGUGUAGAUGAAGAUAUUCAAGACUCUGAUAAUGGUGUUUUUCAAGCGCCGGAAGACCUUUUGAAACGAGAAGAGGAAGAGUUAUCGGAAAUCGAGAUGGAGAAGAGCGAAGUAGAAGAUAUCGUUGUUAACGAUUCGGAAACGAAACGACUGCUGGAAAUAGAAAAUUUCGCCCCCGAGAUUCGCGAGAAUCAUGACAUAACCGUUGAGAAAGACAUCAGGGGGCAUGAAGGGAUUGAGCAGCCUCUUGUGCAGCUCCCGAAGCCAGAGGCACCACCCGGCGUAUCCAUCUCAACCACACCGCUUCCGUAUAACGAAGACGAUUCGAACAAGUUGAUACGAUCGCAAUCCUUGACGGAGAAUUUCAACGUCGACAUGCCGGCGAUCGGGAAGUUUAUACGAGAGAGAAGCAAUAGCAUAUCCGCGGCGAUCGCGAAGCGUUUGUCGUCUCUUAAAGAUAGCGGUGACUUUGACGAUUCGAAAAUGAACUCGGUGGACUCGGAAGUGACAGAGUUCAACAUCUCCGGACUCAAAGUAAUCGUCAAGCUCAACAAGGAAGACGAAAAGCUGAAAGGUCGCAUAAGCUUCUUCUCAAGAUCCAACUGUAGAGACUGCACCGCAGUUCGCACGUUUUUCAGGGAGAGAGGAUUGAAGUUCGUUGAAAUCAACGUCGACGUUUAUCCUCAGAGAGAGAAAGAGUUGAUUGACAGGAAAGGCAAUUCACAGGUGCCGCAGAUUUUCUUCAACGAGAAGCUGUUUGGAGGUCUUGUGGCGUUGAAUUCCUUGAGGGACAGCGGGGUUUUUGAGCAUAGGUUGAGAGAAAUGUUAGAGAAGAAAUGUCCGGACAGUGCCCCUGCACCGCCUGUGUACGGGUUUGAUGAUCCGGAUGAGGAGUCAGCGGACGAGAUGGUGGCGAUCGUGAGGGUAUUGCGUCAGAAAUUACCCAUCCAGGACCGUCUGAUGAAGAUGAAGAUCGUCAAGAAUUGCUUCGCAGGGGCUGAGCUUGUGGAGGUGCUGAUUCAUCACCUGGACUGUGGCAGGCGGAAGGCCGUUGAUAUUGGAAAGCAGAUAGCAAGGAAGCACUUCAUCCAUCAUGUAUUUGGGCAGAAUGAUUUUGAAGAUGGAAACCAUUUUUACCGUUUCCUAGAGCAUGAACCGUUUAUUCCCAAAUGCUACAAUUUCCGAGGAUUUACUAAUGAUAGUGAGCCCAAGCCAGCAUCUAUGGUUGGUCAAAGUCUCACCAAAAUAAUGGCUGCCAUACUUGAGUCCUACGCCUCUGACAACAGGUGCCAUGUCGAUUAUACAAGCAUCAGCAAGAGCGAGGAAUUCCGAAGAUAUGUAAAUUUGACUCAAGAUCUUCAAAGGUUAAAACUCCUUGAAUUGUCAUCUGACGAGAAGUUGGCCUUCUUUUUGAAUUUGCAUAAUGCCAUGGUGAUCCAUGCUGUAAUUAGGAUAGGGCGUCCUGAAGGGGUGAAUGAUAGUAGAUCUUUCUUUUCUGACUUCCAGUAUAUUGUAGGAGGGUAUCCAUAUUCCCUCAAUACAAUAAAGAACGGUAUUCUCAGAAGCAACCGGAGAGCACCCUACUCCUUGGUCAAGCCCUUUGGUACCGGAGACAGGCGUUUAGAGAUCGCUCUUCCUAAAGUGAAUCCAUUAAUUCAUUUUGGACUUUGCAAUGGAACAAGGUCGAGUCCUAUAGUAAGGUUCUUCACACCCCAAGGGAUUGAACCUGAAUUACGGUAUGCUGCAAGAGACUUCUUUCAAAGGAGUAGAAUGGAGGUGGACUUGGGAAAGAGGACAGUUCAUCUCACACGGAUCAUUAAGUGGUUCAGUGCUGAUUUUGGGCAAGAGAAAGAAAUCCUGAAAUGGAUCAUCAAUUACUUGGAUGCAACAAAGGCUGGUCUUUUAAUGCAUCUAUUGGGUGAUGGAGGGCCAAUUAACAUUGUGUACCAAGACUACGAUUGGUCUGUGAAUUCCUGAUCAUUACAACUUGUCUUUCUAUUGGAUAUGCUAUUGAGAGAGAGAGAGAGAGAAAAUUGGAUUGAUAUCAUAUAGUAUAGAAGAACCUGGCUUGACCAUUGAGCAGAGGUUUCACAGAGGAAGAUAUAGGAAUUUUGAAUUACAAGGAUUGGAUAUUUUCUUUAAUAUUUCUUCUCUGUUGAAUUUCGGGCAACAAAUUUACAUCUGGGAAAGCGAAAACAAACUCCAGUUAUGUGGAAACGUCUCUUCCCUUUUUCCUGUUUUU
Messenger RNA from Tripterygium wilfordii, 2710 nucleotides. RefSeq lists its product as uncharacterized. The coding region runs from base 307 to 2445 and encodes 712 amino acids. Lineage: Eukaryota; Viridiplantae; Streptophyta; Magnoliopsida; Celastrales; Celastraceae. The transcript has 6 exons. Gene Ontology annotation, biological process: intracellular signal transduction. The record is from RefSeq and is a predicted model, not a curated record.